AUGCAGCAACGGCCGGGUGUGUGGGCAUCUCAUCGGUGUCUUUCUCUGUUGUCAAAUGUCAACUAGCAUUGAAACAGAACUCAGUAAGGUUGUUUCACAGCCCAGCCUUCAGUAUCCCUCUGAAGUGAUGCGCGGACCCUGGAGAUGUUAACUGAUAAACCCCUACAGUCCACUCAGACACUCAGAUAAUGUGCAUGACACGGGGAGCAGGCCUUGGAAAGUCUUGAGAGAGAGAAAGAAACAUGCUUCACUGACUGCUGAGGUAAUUUAGUAACAGAGGAACUGGUCACAACUUUGGGUAAAAUAAUAAAAUGACACCAGCUUGAUCGUUGUCAUUCCUCUAAAAGGUUUGGAGCAGAGAUUCCAGAUCACAAUCAUUAUGAAGUACAGUUGAUUGCUAAUGCUAUGCAUCACAAAUACACAUAAUCACCAACACUAUCUUCUUCUCUCUUAUGCACUUUGAUUAGGGGAGGAAGUCUGAUGAAGCUGUUUGAGUCCCCUUCAAGCCUUCAACACAGCAGGCCUGCUGUCCACUUUUCCUCACCCAGCCCACAUAAACAGCAUCUCCUGAUGGCGUGUGCUUGGGUAUAACAUUUUAAACCUUUUCAACCUCCUGAGGGGGAAGAGGCGCAUGUCGCUCCUUCUUCACGACUGUGCGUGCGUGUGUGCACCAUUUUAAGUCUUUAGUGAUUUGGACAGCUUGAAGCUCUUGACCCGCUUUACUGCAGCCCCGUCGAUGUGGAUGGGGGCGUGCUCGCCCCCUCGUUUCCUAUGGUCCACAAUCAGCUCCUUCGUCUUACUGACGUUGAGGAAAAUAUUGUUGUCCCGGCACCACACUGCCAGGUCAUUGCAGUAGCUAGAAAGGAUUUAGCCGGUAUUCUACCCAAUAAUCCCAGUCUUUGAGUUGAAAUCAAAGUGUGCUGUUAGAAUGUGAAAAUGGCUCCGCUCAUGAUGAAUAAAUGAAGAGUCUACUAACUAUGCUUUUGAUGUUUUUCUUCCAGUUUAGACUGCAGCAUCAACCUCAUUAAACUGCAUUCUCUCUGUCAAUUUGAGUUAUUUUCCAGGGAUUAAGCAGACCCCAUAAUAAGCCCAGAUGCCCUCUAUGUGUUCUGACACCAACAUAAAUCCUCACAGUGGUGAUGUCCAUUAGCGAAAUGAGCAGGCUAUCUCCUGGUCACAUUCCAAACACUUUUAGGCCUAUUCAUUUUUGAUGGGACUUUUGGAAAGCUUUACACACACGCGCGUGCACACAUUCUGCACACAUUUCUGGAGGAGGGAUGGCAGUGCUUUAUGUGGGCCUGUGUGGGCACAGUGUCCGGACCAACUGCCCCGACCCUGAUGAGAGCCCUAGCUGAAUGGUCGGCCUCUCAGAAAUUUACAUUUACAUUUACAUUUUACAUUUUAGUCAUUUAGCAGACGCUCUUAUCCAGAGCGACUUACAGUUAGUGAAUACAUUUUUUUUUUUAUACUGGCCCCCCGUGGGAAUCGAACCCACAACCCUGGCGUUGCAAACGCCAUGCUCUAUCAACUGAGCUACAUCUCUGCCGGCCAUUCCCUCCCCUACCCUGGACGACGCUGGGCCAAUUGUGCGCCGCCCAUGAGUCUCCCGGUCGCGGCCGGCGGCGACAGAGCCUGGAUUCGAACCAGGAUCUCUAGUGGCACAGUUAGCACUGCGAUGCAGUGCCUUAGACCACUGCGCCACUCAGGAGUAGAAAUGAAGUCAUCACUGCACUGGCCCUUGUUCUCUAGGCAUUAUCCCAAGGGUUUUCAGCUACAAGCACUGCUUACCAGUGGGACCAUGUGAACUACAAUCCCGACACUCUGUUUUAACGUUUAGAAACAUCAAUAAUCAUCACUUAUCUUUCAUAUCGGCAAGAAAUAAUCUUUAAAAUAAAAAAAAUACACUUACUGUAGCAGGUCUGCACAGAUCCAUACAGUUGUGUGCCUAAAACCGACGAACUACAACUCCUCCCCAGUUACGCUUAUACAAAGGUGUUCGAGCAUGCUAGAUAGCUAAUUAGCACAGGUGGUCACCUCUGUCUUCCGUCUGUCUUCCGUAAACAAGCGCUGUAACAUGGAGAUAUGGCUUUGUGGGAACACUAACCCUAACCCUAUAAAGGUGUGUAGUAAUUGAACCUUUUAAAAAAGUAUUAUUACUUGCUGAUAUGAAAGAUAUGUUCCUUAUGUUUCCAAAACUGUACCACAAGAGAUGAGUGUUAACGUUCAGAAUGAGCAUCGGGACUCUUAACAAAACUCCCAAGGCCAGAAGAUACCUUCAUUCAUAGACGCUAAAGGUAGUUAACGUCAAUGAAUGGGCUACACUGGCCCCAUUGUCCUAUUCAGGUCCAAUCACUGUGCCCUGUCUAUUACAGGUGCUGUCCCUGGCUUUGAUGACCUACUGAAGUGGAAAAGCCUAUGUCAUGCAUUUCAAGUGCAAUGGACAUUGUACUGAGAAGAAUGGAUAAUGUCACACUUACACUAUUGGUUGAUAAUUGUGCCACAGUUGGGCCUAGUUGACAUGUUGUUAUUGAGAUCUUCUAAGUUCAUACUGAAAGUAGGCUAACCUUACAGCCUACUGUAUGGACUGACUAGGUCCACGGGCUGCGUAUUGAUCAUUGGCUGUCACGGUUUCGGCCGAGGCUGCUCCUCCUCCUUGCUCGGGCAGGCUUCGGCGGUCGUCGUCCCUGGAGUACUAGCUGCCACCGUUGUAUGUUUUCGAUGUUUGUUUGGUUUUGUCUUAGUUGUACACCUGUUUCCGUUUAGUGUUAAUUAUGUGUCCUAUAAGUUCUCGUUUUGUUAGUCGGGUGUUGUGUGUAAUUGUUCCGCCUGUCAGCAGGUGCUGUGAUUGUUUUGCUCCAUAGUUUUGGAGAGUUUUCGCACUUGUGUGCGCGCUCAUUGCAUUUUUGGUGUUUACUCACGGUGUGCGUAAUCGCUUGCCUCCGGGCUCUUUUGAGGCCCGUUUGUAUUUCGUUGUCGUCUACUAAAGUCUGUUGGACGAAGCUUCUGUGUCCUGCGCCUGAUUCCUGCACCACAUCCACAUUCAGCAUUCUGACAUUGGCACAACUAAGCCUUUUUACUGGUGUGUGAGUGUGUGUGUGUAUCUGGGUGUGUGUUUGUGUGUCCAGCUUGUUUGUACUUACACUUUUAAUCUCCCUGAUCUUUAUCAGAGAUCCAAUGGGGAAAAGUUAUUAAAGCAUUGUUCUUUUCCCCACUGACUAACCCUCACCCUCCCCUCCCUGCAAACUGCACCGCUCAUCACAGACAGCAGGCAGCAAUUAGCUGUGAGCACAGUGGAGAUGGAACCCAGGGGUUGAAGUCCUCUCUGUUUUUCCACUGCAACAGAGAGGGUUGUUCAGCUAGCCUAACUCACAAGUUCAAUUACUCAGGCUAAUGGUUUUGAGAGCAGAGAACCAAGAAUGGGCACGACUCGGCUUGCUGUUUAGACAUGGUUGACCUCUCAUUUCCAUUUGCUCUAUGGUGAUAUCUGGCCUCGACUGGAAUGCAAAAUGAUAUCCAGAUUAUGCAGGGUCAGACUAAGAGCAGAUAUUUUGCAUUGCAGUUAGGCUAGAUCAUAUUUUAGGCAAUGAUCUGUGGUCAUUGCUAUGUUGAUUGAAUAAACAUUUAAUCAAUUAUCAUUAUCUGGACUUCAUCACAUUUUCAAUGAUUUUAUUAGGCCUACACCAUUGAACAUUGAAAGAAAAUGUUUUCCUUGUGCGGGUGAAUAGCCUACAUCCCUUGUGUCCUGCGGGUUGGAAAAAAUCAUGAUGUGAUGACUUUAUCACUUUUCACCUCUCAUCCUCUGUGGACCAUAAAGGUGUGUUCUUCCCACUGCCUGUGUGUGCUCCAGCAUGUUCCUGCAGACACGUGUGCGUGUGUGUGUGUGUGUGUGUGUGUGUGUGUGUGUGUGUGUGUGUGUGUGUGUGUGUAGGAGUAUGUUGUGGGGGAGAGCAGUAACAAGGGAGGCGUAAUUGUGACAAUUGUGCUGAGCCAGCGUGUUCCUCACCUCUCCGAUGCUUCAUAUUUUCCAUUGCUAAAAAACAACAACCCUUAAACCCCCAGCCCGGCUCUGAAUGACACAUACACCUGAGUUGUUAGUGCACCAGUCCAUCAACCACUUUGCAUGCUGCUGCCGUGAGACCUGCUGUGUCAUGGUAUGGCUGUUGCUAAGCAUGGUGGUAAUUACGUGAGGGGUGUUGGGACCGGGAGACUUGUGCGAUUACAGCGGUAAUGGAGGUGGAGGAGCGUGAACCACAGUUCAAAACACCUGCUUCGUCGAGCAGAACUCCCCGUAGCCGAGCUCAGGUUCACUGCGUCAGCAAGACCAAGCAAUAAAGACUAGCAGCAUAAAUAAAGCCAUAGGUUCUACUGAUUUAGUGUUAUGAUUAUUAUUACAUUUUUUCAUAGGCUUAUCCAAAGCCACAUGCAUAGCAUACGUAGCCAACAUCCCAAUUUUUAGACCAAUAGCUGACACUGACAGUAGUUCUGGGAAAGUUUGUCCAACCUGCUGGGUUUACACUUUAUGUUAGGCUAUGCUCAAUUGGUUCAUGCUUGGCAUACUGAGCUGUUAAAGCCCCAUAAACCUAAAUCUGAUACACUCUUCCACUCAGCAACUGAUUUCUAUGAACACUAGUAGACACAAAGGGUCCCUGUGGGGCAAGACUAGAUAUCAUCUGACAUGAUCAUAUAGAGAUUUGCCGUCAGCUGUCAAAGUCUCAGUACUGGGUUUUGAAUUUCAGCAUGUUUAUGUUACGUCUGUUAUACUGAUUUAUUAGAAAUAACACCUACUGUAAUACAGCAGUAGCUUUGAAAAGAAAAUGGAACAUUGGCCAAGGCGUAUGACAGUAUUGAGUGAGCCCCAGAUGGUAUCAUUCUCGAAAGCAUGAUCCAACAAAAGACACAGCUGUAGGCUGGGUUAUAUGCAAAUAUAUUUAGGCUAUCCAGUGAAAAUGUGAAAUGUUCAGGUCUAAAAAAAGGUUGUCAGGCGAGCUGCAUAAAAUCCAGUCUCCGUGCUCACAGCAUUUUAGCAGUAAGAAACUCCUGGCUCCAACCCCUAUUUACAUUCCACAACAGGAAUGUCUGCCUUGGUUUUUCCACUGUUUGUGUGGAAGUGUUUAGGAAAAUCAACAGAACAGGAGGGUUUGCUAUUGAUGAGGACAUUGAUAACUCCAUUUGUCUUACAUUAGGCUACUCCAUGAUUCAUCCAAUCCUUCCUCAUUACUCCUAAGCUUGCAGUUCCACAUUCACAGAGAAUUCUAAAAAAUUGAUAUUAUAUCCUAAUGUACAGUAUAUCUCCUUCAUGAUCAGUUUAACUGUUUUUACUGUAGUGAACUAACAAGUUCACUGACGCAUAAAGAGAGUCCAAAUGUAAAUGUGAAAUCAUCUCUCUCUCUUUCUUCCAGGUAUGGUGGUGUCGGUGCGGGGGCUUUACUUUGUGGUGACCCUGUUUCUGGGCAGUUUCUUUGGCAGCAUCUUAAUGCUGGGCCCUGUGCUUCCUUUCAUGCUGAUGUCACCCGCCUGGUACCACUGGAUCACAGACCGUAUCGUGGCCACCUGGCUCACCCUGCCCGUGACGCGUCAUCUUACCCCGAUCUCUCCCUGUCUGUCUGUGUUCCUUACCUCUGAAUCUUCUUACUUAUGUCUGUCUGUUUUUCUCACCUUUGUUUGACCACUGUGGUUUAACUGUUUUGCCUUUUUGGUUUUGACCUCCUAACCUUCUUUAAUGUCUUCCCUAGACGUUUAUUGAUCUCUUGCCCUGAAGUUCUUUGACCUCUCACUGACCUUGUUUUGUACUAUUCUUGGCCUGUGUUUUGGAACCAUUUCAAUUUAGUCAUUUAGUCAAUUUGUUUUUUGUUUUUGUCUAGAGAUGAUGGGGUUAAUACAGGGUGCUCUUGUUAAUAAGAAUACAAAUACAGGGGAAUACAGUAGGACCAAAUUAAAUGACAGUCUUCCUGUUCCUCCCGCCCUCCCUCUGUGCAGGCCCUGCUGGAGCUGGUGUUUGGGUUAAAGGUGGUGAUCAUGGGUGAUGGCUUCAUCCCAUGGGAGCACAGUGUGAUCAUCAUGAACCACCAGAUGCGCCUGGACCGGAUGUUCCUGUAGUGCUGCCUGCUGAGGUACAGCUACCUGCGCCUGGAGAAAAUCAACCUCAAGGCCGCCCUCAAGGCUGUGCCAGGCUUCAGUGGGUAUAGGCAACACGCACACACACACCUCAGCAUGGGCUACACAGUGAUGUGUCUUUGGUGUUUUGUAUGUGUGUGUGUGUGUGUGUGUGUGUGUGUGUGUGUGUGUGUGUGUGUGUGUGUGUGUGUGUGUGUGUGUGUGUUUGCAUCAGGCUGGGCCAUGCAGGUGGCCUGCUUCAUCUUCAUCAACUGUCAGUGGGAGGAGGACCACAGCCACAUGGAGAACAUGCUGGAAUACCUCUGUGACAUCAGAGAGCCUCUGAGCUCCUCCUCUUCUCUGAGGGCACUGACAUGA
Molecule: messenger RNA, 6471 nt
Organism: Coregonus sp. 'balchen'
Lineage: Eukaryota; Metazoa; Chordata; Actinopteri; Salmoniformes; Salmonidae
Source: the annotation of a GenBank genome assembly